Molecule: messenger RNA, 1068 nt
Organism: Nerophis lumbriciformis (worm pipefish)
Lineage: Eukaryota; Metazoa; Chordata; Actinopteri; Syngnathiformes; Syngnathidae
Source: RefSeq, a predicted model, not a curated record
AUGAAGGGUUUAUUUUGCCGAAUUCAAGGUAGAGAGCUCAAAUUCGUCACCCAUGAAACUAGCCUUCCAGAGGUCCUAGGCAGCCAUGAUGUCAGAAUUCAAGUGAAGGCGUGUGCCCUCAGCCCAGUUGACACCAGACUUUUGCAAGAUUUGGGACUACAUAGCAAUUCAAUCCCCCUGGGCAGGGAAGUGGCGGGCAUCGUUCAAAGAGUUGGACCAAAAGUCACCUUCUUCCAACCCGAUGAUGAGGUUGUUGGUAUUCUACCACUGGACUCCAUCUUCUCUGGACUUAGUGAUGUCAUCGAUAUAAAUGAACAGUAUCUAGUUGAGAAGCCAGAAAAGCUGAGCCAUACGAGUGUGGCGGCGGCGCUGGAGGACGGUCUGGGUGCGUACACCGCCCUCCACACUCAUGCGCGAGUGGCGGCCGGACAGACGCUUCUGGUGAUGGAUGGUGCCAGUUCUUUUGGCCUUAUGUGUAUCCAACUGGCGUGCUACUAUGGUGUAAAGGUUCUGACCACGUCGCACUCGCAGGAGCAGCACGCCUUUUUGGAAAAACUAAGACCCAGCGUAGGUGUUCAGGAACCUCUUGUGGUGAGGGUGAUUCCUGUCUACAAAAAACAGUCGGACCUUCUUCCAGCCGUAAUGGAAGAGACUGGGGGUCUCGGUGUGGACAUAGUGGUCGACCAAGGAGUCAGUCUGCAUGAAAAGGAGCAGGAGGAGGGGAGGGAAGACGAGGUGACAGUUCAUCCGCACAAACAUGACAUCAUUACUGUGUUGGCAGUAGGUGGCCACUGGGUGACGUCCCACCAAGACCUGCAAUUGGAUCCUCCUGACAGCAGGUUGAUGUUCUUGAAGUCAGCCUCCGUGUCGUUCCUCAAUCUUCAAGUAUGGUUGGCUUCGUCAUCCCAACAGGGACGCUACCUCCAUAUUCUUAAGGACAUUGUAGAGAAGAUGUCAGCUGGAAUACUCAGACCUCAGCCCGAGGAAGUGGUUCCACGCCAGGAUGCUGCUACUGUAAUGGAGGAUGUGCAGCUUCAGCACAAGAAAAAGGCCGUGGUUGAAAUGUGA